AUGGUGGAUGUGGAGGAGGUCGGGAACAAGAUGCAAUCGCAGAUGCGCCUGCACGCCGAGCCGGAGGACGACGCCGCCGACCUCCCCCUGCCGGUCCUCUUCGACAGGGCGUCGCGGCUCCACGCCCUGGCCUCCAGCUCCGCCCUCGACCAGGACGGGAUCCGCACGGGGGUUGAUCUGCUGCGGCGCUGCGACGAGAUGGUUAGCAAGCUCGGCCUCUUCUCCCGCAACGAGACCAAGGAAGACGUCUCCACCGCAAACCUCAAGUAUCUACUGGUUCCGUAUUACCUUGCGGAAAUGACUGAGAAGAUAGCUCAGGAGGAUCGGAUCCCGGUUCUUAAGGCAUCACAGGACCAUUUGAAGGAGUUCAUUGCUCUAUGUGAAGUACUAGAGCUUAUUCCAGAGGAUGAGCUAGAAUUGUCCAGGCAGAAGCAGCCUGAUACUAUGGCAAACAGAAGAGCGCAGAAGGUUGCCCGGUUCAAACGUCAAAAGGCUGCAGAAACGAAGCUCCAAGAGAUCAGAGAGAGAAAGGAAAGGCGUGGACGCUCAUUGAGGGCAGCUGCUUUAUCUGCCCCAAUUGAAGCUGGAGAGGAAGAUGACCUGGGGGAUGAUGGGGAGGAAGAAAGAGAGGCUUGGUUAGCUACCAUCUCACUGGCUAUCUGCAAGGCAUUUGAUCUUCUCGACAUGCUAAAGAAGGAAGAAGAAAUGCUUCUAGCUGUAAAGGAAAGGAAGGCAAAGGAGGGGAAUGCAUUUGCUCGUGAAAUGCUUGAUGAACGGACAAAGAAGGCUGAAGCAUGGCACCAUAAUGCUGCCAACCGUGUGGCAUAUUCCAAACCAGCUGAUCCAAUCACUUGCGCAACAUUUGCUCAAGAUGUAAUUGAAGGUAGAGCAAACGUUUCACAAGCUCACGAGCACAAACACCAGCCCCUGAUAUUUGGACCUGCAAGUCUUGUUGGUGGUGGUCUAACCAGUGAAAGGGAAAGAAUGGCAGCACAAGUUUUUCAGCCCAGUUACAGGAUGCCAACAAUGAGCAUAGAAGAAGCUGGUUUGCGCGAGAUGAAAAUGAUGGAGAAGUGGCAAGAGAGGACCGCCGAGAUGAUGAAAGAAGCAAACUCUGCGUGGCACAAGGAUGGCACCAGCUCGGCCCAAGAGGACGAGGACGCCGAGGAGGCGAAAGCAAGAGCUGCAAGGUACGCAACACCGAUCGUCGGCCUCGGCCAUGAAGCUGAGCAUGCCUUUCUUCGGCUCGUCGUCCUCCUCCGGCAAGAAGCAGCAGGAGACGAUCAGCAAGAAGAGGACGAAGGGAUCAAAGAGCGGCUCCUUCGGCUCCACCUCCUCCUCCUCGUCCGACGAGUGCGCGUCGCCGUCCGCCGCCACGACCCGCGCACCGUCCUCCCACUCCCAAUCCGAUCCGCGUCGUCGUCGUCGUCCGCCGGGGGUGGCGGCAACGGCAAGCCGAAUAAGCCGAGACCGCCGGUACUAGCCGCCGUGCCCGUGACGCGGGAGGACCUGGAGGUGGCGCUGCGCCGGGUGGUGCGGAGCGAGGCGGAGCUGGCGGCGGUGCUGGCGGAGGCGGAGGCGGCCGGGCUGGCGCCCGAGGCGGCCGCGGCGGCGGAGGCCGAGGACGAGGCCGAGCUCCGCGACGCGUUCGCGGUGUUCGACGCCGACGGCGACGGCCGGAUCUCGGCCGAGGAGCUCCGCGCCGUGCUCGCCUCGCUCGGCGAUGAGGCCUGCUCCGUCGACGACUGCCGGCGCAUGAUCGGCGGCGUCGACGCCGACGGCGACGGCUUCGUCUGCUUCGACGAGUUCUCGCGCAUGAUGGUGCCGCAGGGGGCGGCAGCGUGA
This is a messenger RNA of Miscanthus lutarioriparius, 1845 nucleotides long. The record is from the annotation of a GenBank genome assembly. Lineage: Eukaryota; Viridiplantae; Streptophyta; Magnoliopsida; Poales; Poaceae.